Messenger RNA from Naegleria lovaniensis, 2229 nucleotides. RefSeq lists its product as uncharacterized. The record is from RefSeq and is a predicted model, not a curated record. Gene Ontology annotation, molecular function: ATP binding; protein kinase activity. Gene Ontology annotation, biological process: protein phosphorylation. NCBI's taxonomy places the organism in Eukaryota, Heterolobosea, Eutetramitea, Acrasida, Naegleriidae. The coding region runs from base 1 to 2229 and encodes 742 amino acids. The transcript is spliced from 3 exons.
AUGAACCAACAACAACCACAUCCUUGCAAUCCAAAUGAGCAGAAACAAGUUGUACAUUCUCAUCCUCUCGGAAAUAACAACAACAUCAUUCCUGUUGAUGAUUAUUUUCAUCAUCCACCUCACUCUCAUGCCCAUGUACCACUUGUUUCGGUUCCUACCUAUUGCUCUCAUCAGACCAUACCUACCACCACGAUGGUUCAUAGUACAAGCUCAAUUCAAGAGCAGCAGCAACCACUCCCACAGCAACAACAACCUCUAUUCAUCGGCAACGUUUCAUAUCCAAUAAUUUCCAACAAUAACAUUCCAUCGUUCAAUUGUUCAUCGUGUCCCACGUCGGGAAUCCCAUCAUCAUCCCCUCUUAUGAACCAUGAAGACUCUUCUCAUUAUUACGGUCAUCAACAUCUUAAAAAACGUAAAUUGAGUACCAAUCAUCAUCACCAUGAUCACAGUGUAAAAUCACCUUCAUUAUCGCCGUCUCCUGAACCAACUUCCCUAGCCUCUACCCUUCCCAAUAACAAUCCUAGCACUUCUUCCAAUUUAUAUCACAAUUCAAAUAAUAAUAAUAAUUUAUAUGGCCACAUUCCGACCUCUCUUGCUAAUGGCUCAAUUCAUCAAAUUUCAUCAAAAGUCACAACACCAUCCAGCAGCGGUCUUGACGUUCCUCGAAACACAAAUAUUGGAAGCUCCACAACAAGCCCUUCCUAUGAAGUUGAAAGCAUUCCGACCCGACUAUUCAUGGGUGAGCAAGUUCGUGUUCGAAUUUGCGAAAUUCCAACCAUUCUACAUCAAUUUCAAAGCAUGUGUCAAAGUGGUGACCACAUUCAUCAUGCUGUUUCGCUCGAAAAUUUAACAAUUUGCUUUCAGAAAGAGGGUUUAUUUAACAUUCAAAUUCCAUGCCAAUUAGAAGGUGCGGAUUGCAUUGUUUUCCGAGUGCCUGGCCGUGAGACAUUUCUUCCAUUCAUGCAACAAGAAGGGAGUAUCAUCAAUUCACAAAGAAGAAGCCCAAUCCAUUCAUCUGCAUUGCAUCACUGUGCUGUGACCAUAUCUGCAAGAAACAGCAUUCCGAACGGAGGAGAUUGCCUCAUGAUACUCAUGCAUCAAGCUUGUUGUUCCAUAGUAUGUAUGGAAUCUUGCGACAUGAUCAAUCUUGUAGGAGGUUGUUUUGGCCAAAACCCAAAACGAUUACGAGACUUGUUGAUACAACUCAAAGAACGGUAUGCAGAAGAUUUUGGAGCCAUGCUUCAUGCAGAAGAUGAACAUCCUCUUACUGAACCAUUUAGAUCUUUUUUGAAAAUUGUGGCGGAAAUUGGAAAAGGAUCAAAUGGUUUUGUUUAUGUUGUCAAAUCAAAGGCUCUCAACAUGUCACAUUUGGAAAUACCAUUCUGGAUUUCAAGAAAAUUAGCUCUCAAGCAAUGUUUUUUUACAAAUCCUGUAAAGGUUCAAGAAUAUGUGGCAAUGCAUCGUUCAAUUAUGGAAAUUUCAAAAAAUCCAGAGUCACACAUUGUGGAUAUUUAUGAUGUACAAACAGUCCAAGUAGAGGAAUCGAACACCCAUGUAGUUGAAAUGGUAAUGCAAAAAAUGGACUAUGAUUUAUAUUCAUACACCAGACGUUAUUUGAAAGGAUCUCUCUCCCUGAAUACUCUUAAAACUCUAUUCUCAAUUAUCAAACAAACAGUGAGUGGUAUUCUAUCGAUUCAUAUGGCUGGCUAUUGUCAUUUGGAUAUCAAGGAAGCAAAUAUCAUGCUCAAUAGAGACAAAUUAGUUAAAUUAAUUGACUUUGAUUUUUCUACUACAUCCAAUGCGGUAUUAUCUGGGAGGAGAGGUACCAUAUUAUAUUUAUCUCCAGAAAUGGCUAAUAUUAAGGAGGUCACAAAACCUAUUGACAAAUGUGAUGUUUGGAGUUUGGGAGUUGUCAUUUUAAAUAUCAUGAGAAAAGUCCAACAAUUCAAAAAAUAUGAUAUUGUUAAAAUUGCUUCCAAAGACAUGCUUGUUGAUGACGAUCAUACAGUAUUCAUUGUCGGUAAUGCUAAGCAACAGAGCUCUGUGGACUCUCUUAUUGAAAAAGUUUGUCUUCUCGAUUCGUCAUCAUUCAGCAAUGACUCGGAAGUUACUCGUUAUAUGCACGUAAUUUCUCAACUACUCACCAACAUGCUCAAGCUUGAUUAUAAUGAAAGAUAUUCUGUGAACGAGCUUUGGAAUUAUAUGGAAAAAAUGUCCAAAGAACUGUAG